Molecule: messenger RNA, 2072 nt
Organism: Manis pentadactyla (Chinese pangolin)
Lineage: Eukaryota; Metazoa; Chordata; Mammalia; Pholidota; Manidae
Product: interleukin-12 receptor subunit beta-1-like
Exons: 14
Coding region: 1-1941 (646 amino acids)
Biological process (GO): cytokine-mediated signaling pathway
Cellular component (GO): membrane; external side of plasma membrane
Molecular function (GO): cytokine receptor activity; protein binding
Source: RefSeq, a predicted model, not a curated record
AUGUGCAAAGGCUCUGAGGUGGGAGUGAGCCUGAUGUGCCUGAGGACCCAUGAGGAAGCUGAUGUGGCUGCAGUAAGCCAGAUUACACGACUGUCACAAAGAUCCAUCCUGGGGGUGCAUCAGUACAGAGACUGCCGCACCCUAUGGCCCAUUCUCAAACCUCUGGCAUGUCUUCUAGGCUCUGCUUCAGGCCCCAGGGACCUGACCUGCUACCGGGUGUUCAGCGCUGGUUACGAAUGCUCCUGGCAGUAUGAGGGUCCUGCGGCCGGGGUCAGUCACUUCCGGAGGUGCUGCCUCAGGCCUGGGUGCUGCUGCUACUUCGCCGCAGGAUCAGCCACCAAGCUGCAGUUCUCCGACCAGGAUGGGGUAUCCGUGCUCUAUGCUGUCACGCUCUGCGUGGAAUCCCGGGCCGCGAACCGGACAGAGAAGUCGCCUGAGGUCACCCUGAAGCUUUAUAGCUUGGUUAAAUACGACCCUCCGCCGGAAGACAUCAAGGUGUCCACGUCAGCAGGGCAGCUGUGCAUGGAGUGGGAGACCCCAGCCCGCCAGGAUGGGGCUGAAGUGCAGUUCCGGCACUGGACACCUGGCAGCCCUUCGAAGUUGGGUGACUGCGGACAUCAGGCUGAUGCUGGCUUCGAGUCAUGCCUCUGUCCCCUGGAGAUGGAUGCAGCCCAGGAAUUUCAGCCACGGAGGCGGCAGCUCUCAGCGGCAGCUCCGGGAGGUCCCUGGAGUGGCUGGAGCAGCUCUGUGUGCAUCCCCCCUGAAACUACCCCACAGCCUGAGGUGAAUUUCUCGGUGGAGCCCCUUGGCCUGGAUGGGAGAAGGCGGGUGGUCCUGCACUGGCAGCUGCCCCAGUUGGAGGCUCCGGAAGGCUGCCUCAGGCCCAGCUCUGGCAUGGAGGUGACCUACUACAUCCACCUGCACAUGCUGUCCUGGCCGUGCAAGGGCAAGGCCACGGGGAUGCGGCAUCUGAGGAAAGUGCUUAUGCUCUCGGGCGCCGCCUACAACCUGACUGUGGUCUCCUGGAAUUGCUUCGGCCCCGGCUCAAACCAGACGUGGCACAUUCCUGCCCACACCAGCACAGAACCAGGAGCUCUGAGCGUCAGGACUAGAGUGGCUGGGACCACUAUGCAGUGGCCAGCCCGGGCCCAGGGCCUGACAUACUACAUUGAGUGGCAACCUCGGGGCUGGGACGGAAGCCUCGCUGCCUACACCCUGAUCGCACCCCGGGACCGGAACCCUGCUGGCAUGGCAUCCCAUACCUGGAGCCAAGCAGCUGGGGCGAUGGGGCAGAAGACGUGUUAUCACAUCAUGAUCUUUGCCUCUGCACAUCCGGAGAAGCCCACCUCGUGGUCCACAGUCUUGUAUUCCUACCACUUUCGGGGCAAUGCCUCAGGAGCCGGGAGCCCACAGCACGUGUCGGUGAGGAAACUCAGCCGGGACUCAGUGUCCGUGGCCUGGACGCCGUCCCCACUGAGCCUCUGCCCUGGCGCCCUGAAGGAGUAUGUCAUGCGCUGCCAGAAUGAGGACAGCAACCAGGUGUCAGAGCUGUCUGUGAAGCCCACAGAGACCCAGGUCACCCUCGGCAGCCUGCAGGCUGGUGCAUCCUAUACUGUGCAGGUGCGUGCACACGCGGUGACGCAGUGGGGCGCCUGGAGUCAGCCCCAGCACUUUAGCAUCGAAGUCCAGGUCUCUGAGUUGUCGGAUUUGUCCAUAUUCCUAGUGUGUCUGGGGAGCUUUGUGAGCAUCCUUCUCCUGGGCAUCUGUGGGUACUUCAGCCUGAACAGGGCCGCACGGCACCUGUGGCCGCCCCUGCCCACACCCUGUGCCAGCAGCGCGGUCGACCUCCCUGGCAGCCAGGGGAAGCAGGUAAAGGCUCCUUUCCCAACUCCAGGUCCUGCUUAUUGGGUCCAUACUGCGGGCCCGGGCUCUGCAGGGUAAUGGCCAUACAUUAGCUCAUUUUUUUCUCCCCAACCCACUGAGGCAUGGACUCCAAACGCCUGUCCCGUUUUACAGAUGGGUGAGCAGUGGUUCACAGAGGAACCUCCCGUGGGUCAUUUCCUAGUAACAGA